Sphenostylis stenocarpa is the source of this 324-nucleotide messenger RNA. The record is from the annotation of a GenBank genome assembly. NCBI's taxonomy places the organism in Eukaryota, Viridiplantae, Streptophyta, Magnoliopsida, Fabales, Fabaceae.
AUGGCGAAUACAGAGUUUCUACGAAAAGAAUCAUCAAAUAGUCUAGAAAAGGAUUUGUUCCCAACAAGAUGGUUAAAAUCAUACAGCUUCAAUGAAGCUUACAUUCUAAAUGAGAGAGAUGUUGGGCAAAAAGCUAGCAGUUACUACUGCUUCAAACUCUCUGUAAAAACUCCUGGAGUAGAUGCACCCCUAAGGUUCACACAGGCACAACCAUGUUGUUCUUUGUCAUACUACUACAUAUCCUUCUUGGUGACAAAACGUGAAUUGGGUGUCCUGAUAAAGAGCAGUAAUCCCAAAGGUUUCAAGUGGAUGAUCAUACAGUAA